CGCGGCCCAAUCCCCGACCAGACUCGUCGCUCCCUGACCCUUCCCCUCCAGCGCCGAAGCCCUAACACGCAGCUCCGGCGGCUCAGCCCGCAGUCCGCCCCCUCGCACCUUCGUCCCCAGCGCGCGCGCACCCCCACGGACGGCUCACCGGCGAGGCGCAGCCUCCUACGACCCCCCGACGAAGCAGGCGGGGAGCCCGACGCUGCCCCACGCGGCCUUGGCCAGAUGACGAGGACCAGCGGCGCGAACGGCGGCGGGCAGCAGGGGUCCGGGAAGCUCCCGCGGAAGCGCUUCUACCGGGCGCGCGCGCACAGCAACCCGCUCAGCGACUCGCACUUCCCGAUCCCGAUAUCGCCCGACGACGUCGACCUCUCGCAGCACUACCCGCGCUACUUCCCGGCCGACAAGGGCGAGCACGGUGAUGGGGACGGGGACGCGGAGGCGCCCCGGAUCCGCUUCGCUGACGUCGGGUGCGGGUUUGGUGGGCUGCUCGUCGGGCUCUCGCCGCUCUUCCCCGACAAGCUCAUGAUUGGCAUGGAGCUCAGGGACAAGGUGACUGAGUAUGUCAAAGAGAGGGUUCUGGCUUUGAGAGCAUCAAAUCCAGGACAAUAUGACAACAUAUCCGUUGUGCGCACCAAUUCAAUGAAAUACAUUCCUAACUACUUUGGAAAGGCUCAGCUCUCCAAAAUGUUCUUCCUGUUCCCUGAUCCUCACUUCAAGGAGAAGAACCACCGGAGGAGGGUGAUUAGCAUGCAUUUGCUCGAUGAAUACGCUUACGUGAUGGAAGCGGGAGGAAUCAUAUACACUAUUACUGAUGUAGAGGAGCUUGGUAUAUGGAUGCGCACAUGUCUGGAGAAACACCCACUCUUCGAAGCUGUUCCAGAGGAAGAGAUAAAAGUCGAUCCAGUUGUGAAGCUACUGUCUAGUGCCACCGAAGAAGGCCAGAAGGUCGCGAGGAAUGGAGGGCAGACUUUCCAGGCCAUCUUCAGGCGCAUCUCCUUGCAAGAGGAAUAAGCAAUUUUGGAAGUUACUAAGCUCUUAGCACCAGUGUACUUUCCUGGACUUCGCUAGAUGGAUUUGUGCCAUUUCUAUACAUUUGUGUAGCAUAAUUUCACUAUGCAGUAGUCUUACGUAGCUCUGCUAUCUUGAAUGUUUGGCUCUACUUUACGAAAAAUUCUGGAAGAUUGCUAUGAGUGCACUCUCAAAUGAUGUGAGUUCUCUGGAGUCC
Triticum urartu is the source of this 1228-nucleotide messenger RNA. RefSeq names its product tRNA (guanine-N-7) methyltransferase. Gene Ontology annotation, biological process: RNA (guanine-N7)-methylation; tRNA methylation. Gene Ontology annotation, cellular component: tRNA methyltransferase complex. The record is from RefSeq and is a predicted model, not a curated record. Lineage: Eukaryota; Viridiplantae; Streptophyta; Magnoliopsida; Poales; Poaceae. Gene Ontology annotation, molecular function: tRNA (guanine(46)-N7)-methyltransferase activity.